AUGGCACAACGCUCUCCAAAUGGCGUGUCCCAAAUGCACUACCAUCCUGAAUACUACCUUAGAGACGGUGAUGUCACCUUCCACGUCGAAGGCACCUUAUUCCGUGUUCAUCGACACUUUUUUGAGCGCGAGUCACAGUUUUUCGUCAAGGAAUUCGCAAAGGCUCCCAAGGAGGGAACUUCUGACUUCAGCGCAUUUCGACUCGAUCAAGUAAACUCUGCCGACUUUGCGAGGUUCUUAUGGGUCUGGUAUAGUCCCUCGUACAGGCGCGAAAGCAAACCCAAAGACCACUGGUUAAGCAUACUGGAGCUCUCGACGAUCUGGCAAUUCCCAGAGAUAAAGCAGCUAGCCAUCGAUGAGCUCCAGAAGCUCAACAUCGAACCCGUUGAGAAAAUUACUAUAUACGACAAAUACCAGAUCGAUAGAUCGCUUCUCUUGUCUGCAUACAAGUUCCUAUGCAAGCGGGCGAGCCACAUAUCCGAAGAGGAGGGUGAGCGGCUCAGGAUGCCCACUGUCCUCAGGAUAUAUGAGGCUCGCGAGCGUGCAUAUGGGGGCCCAGCGGAGAACAGGAUCCGCAACCCGAUCUCCGCUGGUGCAGGCGAUGAGGAGCUGGAAAAAAUUUUGAUUGAUGUAUUCAGUCUCAAAGGUCAUGCCACUAACGGACAGGACGCGCAGCCGCCGGUAAAAUCAGACGAUGUGCCAAUCAUGCAGACUCCGAAGCCGCAUGUGAAUGGAGCCACCAAUGGCCAUAAGACGCCUGCAUCAGGUUCGGUAAGUAAAAAUGUUCUGCUUGAAACCGUAUGUUGUGGGACUGAUUGA
Suillus bovinus is the source of this 819-nucleotide messenger RNA. RefSeq lists its product as uncharacterized. The coding region runs from base 1 to 819 and encodes 272 amino acids. The record is from RefSeq and is a predicted model, not a curated record. The transcript is spliced from 3 exons. Gene Ontology annotation, molecular function: protein binding. NCBI's taxonomy places the organism in Eukaryota, Fungi, Basidiomycota, Agaricomycetes, Boletales, Suillaceae.